Blastomyces gilchristii SLH14081 is the source of this 1453-nucleotide messenger RNA. Its product is annotated as 37S ribosomal protein S11. The record is from RefSeq and is a predicted model, not a curated record. The transcript is spliced from 2 exons. Gene Ontology annotation, cellular component: mitochondrial small ribosomal subunit; ribosome. Gene Ontology annotation, molecular function: small ribosomal subunit rRNA binding; structural constituent of ribosome; mRNA 5'-UTR binding. Lineage: Eukaryota; Fungi; Ascomycota; Eurotiomycetes; Onygenales; Ajellomycetaceae. Bases 243 to 878 code for a protein of 211 amino acids. Gene Ontology annotation, biological process: translation; ribosomal small subunit assembly; maturation of SSU-rRNA from tricistronic rRNA transcript (SSU-rRNA, 5.8S rRNA, LSU-rRNA).
GCUUCGGCCACGAUUCGGCACUAAAGUCCGACAACUGAGCCCGAGCGCUGGCGACGAGUGCAGCAUUCUCAAUUGCAACAGAUCUCUUGGUUCCUGCAUGCGCAUGUAGCUAGCAAUACGCUGGCGGUCUUUUGAACGCAUCGAGCUGUUCUCCUGGCUUCCUCUGCUUCUUCCACGGACCCCUCAACGCAAGCAAGGGCAGUCUAACAUCCAUCCACCGUUGCCUUCCAUACAAAUAAGAAAUGAAGGGGGGAAUUGUAGGGAGUUUCUCCGCUGCGGUGCGGUCCAUUGGGCAGCCGGCUCAGUCAUGCCUACGUCGAUCCCAAGCCUUCCGAACGGCGGCCUGCUCACUCACACAACAAGCUAGAGAUAUGUCUACAGACGGGACAUCUGCAUUGUCAAAACUCUCAGCGUCUACCAGGGCCUCGAGAAACACAAAUAAUGAUUCUGCAUCCAUGGCCUUCCGUCUUAAUCAGGUUGUCCAGUCCGGCUAUGCCAUGCAAGACCCGCCACACCACCUUCAUGUCUACUCACACAAACACAAUACCCACAUCACCCUAACGCGACCAAACCGAGAACCCUUGCUCUCCAUGAGCUGUGGAAAUAUCGGUUUCCGCAAAGCACAGCGUUCGAAAUUUGACGCAGCGCAUCAGCUUGCAUCCUUCAUGAUGGGCAAAAUCCAGGAAGAGGGACAUCUGUUGACGAUGAAGCGACUAGAGGUUGUACUCCGAGGUUUUGGCCCGGGCAGAGAGGCGUUUACAAAGGUUCUGCUGGGCUCGGAAGGAAAGAACAUUCGCAAUAUGGUGUGCAGGGUCACAGACGCUACUCGAGUAAAAUUUGGUGGAUGCCGGAGCAAAAGGGUACGCAGGUUGGGCUGAGGUCGAUUUCAACGUUUUAUUUUUCCUUCGAAUCUAUAUACUUUCCUCCUACUGAACGGACCUCGAUAACCCUUUACGCAUGUUGAUUUAUUCUAUCUGGAAUUAUGGCGACGGGAAUCGAGAAACGGAACGUAAAUUAAAACCUUGUUUCGGUCGUCGUCGAUUCAGGGAGGGAUUUCAACCAUUCGGGGCUUCCGGAUGAUUCUUUUUGAAUGGCACUGCGUGUAACAUUGGUAACGACGGAUUUAUCACUACUUAGAUUAAUGUAUUUAUAGAUGCUCCGCUCUCCCGUGCCAUGUAUCUUCACCUGUAAAUUUUACGAACAUCUUUUUGUCACAGAUUUACUAAGGGACACAAUUGUCCAGCUGCUGUAAAUAAUAAAACAUCAUUUGCUACGAAUCCCCACCCCCUCUCUACCCUCAUCUAACCUCUUUUCGGGUGUAAUAUCAAGCGAUUAGCUACAGUCGCCUGUCUCUUGUCGCGUUUCCAUUUUGUGUCCCAUAAUUCCCGUUUGGGUCUAGUGCAGCCCAGCAAGCCUUCAGAUCACAUGAUUUUAGUGCUUCCCAGCAUCCAAG